GUACAGUCGAAUAAGAACUGACAGCACCUAAGACCUCAUAACCCAUUACCUUUCGCGUUUCUCCAUCAAUGUCCUCAAACUAUCCACACAAUCAUUCCUCUGCGCUAUGCGACUACUGCAUGUCGACACCGAUGGCUCCUUCAAUCUUACUGAGUUCUCCUUUGAGAUACCACCUUACGCUAUCCUUUCUCACACCUGGGGCGAAGAUCACGAAGAAGUCAACUAUCGCGACAUCGUAGAAAAGAAGGGUGCCACAAAACCCGGGUAUGCGAAGCUUCAGUUCUGCGCGCGACAAGCUGUGCGAAACCAUAUUCGCUAUAUUUGGGUGGAUACAGCCUGCAUUGAUAAAAGCAGUAGUGCGGAGCUAUCGGAAGCCAUCAACUCGAUGUACCGUUGGUAUCAGUGUGCUGCUGUAUGCUAUGUGUACCUCUCGGAUGUGACCCACAAAGUUAUGCAAGCUGAUGCUCGGAUCAUUCAGAGCAGCAGGUGGUUCAGACGCGGUUGGACACUUCAGGAGCUCAUUGCUCCCAAGUCAGUCCAAUUUUUCACUGCUGAAGAGAUAUACAUCGGAGACAGAGCUUCACUUCAACACGACAUAGUUGAAGUCACGGGAAUACCGGAAGCUGUUCUGCAAGGUCGUCUGGACGCGAUCAAACAUUGCACAACACAUCAAGUACUAUCAUGGGCAAAACGACGCCAAACUAAACGUGAGGAAGACGCUGUAUAUUGUUUGAUGGGUCUGUUCGACGUCAACAUGCCACUUCUCUACGGCGAGGGGCGCACGCGAGCACUUCGAAGGCUUUUUAUCGAGAUCGAACAGAAUAAUCGGCAUGCGACCGUCAUUGAAACAUACAAGACUCUAGUCCAAACGCCUGACUACAUAAUACAGGAUGUCUAUGCUACCCUCUCCUCACCCAUCGCGAUACCUCUUUUCAUGAUCAUGUUCUAUACAAUAGCCUCUACCUCUUACAAGGUAGUUACCAUCAUUGAUACAGCCUAUUCUAUAUUGGUGUGUCUGCUUAUCCUUAUGAUUUUCUUAUUGAUGUGUCUGCUUAUCCUUAUGAUUUUCUUGAGAGGUGUUUUCAUUAUACAGUCAUUAAAGUUCGGCACCACCGCAACAACUGCUGUAAUUCUCUUAUUGCUAUUUCAGAUCGACUGAUGAAGCCUGGAUAAGUUUUGGAGAUGAGGUCAGUAGGUGAAAGAGAGCGUCAAUAUAGGUCGAGCGAAGUUGGGUGCUCUAUGUGCAACAGAUGUCAUUUUA
Molecule: messenger RNA, 1261 nt
Organism: Alternaria alternata
Lineage: Eukaryota; Fungi; Ascomycota; Dothideomycetes; Pleosporales; Pleosporaceae
Product: HET-domain-containing protein
Exons: 3
Coding region: 107-1159 (350 amino acids)
Source: RefSeq, a predicted model, not a curated record